AUAUUAAGUUGUGCGGUAUUUUAGGCGGUUAGACGCGUGAAAUUCUUUGAAAUUUUAUUUCUGCAAAGUUAAUAGCAGCUAGCUCGCCCUCAGUUAGCCAGAUACUCCUCUUAUAAUUUUAUUCACAUUAACUAUCUUUAUAAUAUUCACACAAGCACUGACGUUUGUGCUGAUUAUUAUCGCUAAAUCAUGAUUUUACGGAUUAUUAUUUUAAAUCCCAUCUAUAUUUUAUGCUGAAUUGUAUACAGAUGUUUCUAAUGAAUGCUAAGCAAAACUGCAUAUCAGUUAACUUCCACUCUCGCAUACACACAUAAACACACACAGCAUCUCUGAUUCAUCGUUUACCAGGAAAUCUUCAACAUUGGCAUGAUGUACAGUUUAAUAUCACGGGGUUACACAACUGAACACCCUUAUAAUGAAAUACAUUACUGAUCCAUUUGUUUCAUGAUUAUCAGCCCUCCUUGGGGAGUUCAAGCCCAGGAGUUUCGGUUGGGUCAGAUAACGUUGACUUUGAGCCCUCAGCGGAGAUGUUGUUACCAGAAUAUGAGGAUGAUCAGACCCCUGAAGAUGAGGAGCUGCCUGAAGGAGAUGCUAACUUUAGCAAUGAGAUAGAAGAACUUGAAAAGGAGGGGGAAAUGCCCAUCCAGGAGCUUCUGAACCUCUAUAGAUAUGGUGGCAGCGGGUCGCCAGAGGAUGAAGAGGAGGAGGAAGAUGAGGAGGAGGAUGUGGAUGGAGAUGGAGAUGAAGACGAUGAUGAUGAAGGAGAGGACAUAGAUAACGAUGAGAGCAGCAGAAGCACUGAAGAACUAAAGAAGAACAAGGAAGGUGGAGGGAAGAUCUCCAAGGGUCUGGCAGAUAAGAGUCACUCCGCUGAUGGUCGAACAUGUGCAGUAAAAGCCUGUAACACAUCUGAACUCAUACGUUCUCAGAACCGCAGUUACUUUCAGAAUAAUGAAGUAGAUGAGGAAUCAGAGGAGGAUGAAGACUAUAUUCCCUCUGAGGACUGGAAGAAAGAGAUCAUGGUUGGGUCCAUGUAUCAGGCCGAAACACCGUCUGGACUGUGCAAAUACAAAGAGAACGAGAAAGUGUAUGAAAACGACGACCAGCUGCUGUGGAAUCCUGAGAUCCUCCCUGAACACAUCGUGAUGGAGUUUCUCACAGAAGCUUGUCGACGGACGGGAGAAGAGACGGGAGUAGAUGCUAUUCCUGAAGGAUCCCACAUCAAAGACAAUGAGCAGGCUUUAUAUGAGCUGGUAAAGUGCAACUUUGACACUGCAGAAGCUUUACGAAGAUUGAGAUUCAACGUUAAAGCAGCCAGAGAGGAACUGUCUGUAUGGACAGAGGAAGAAUGCAGGAGUUUUGAACAAGGCUUAAAAGCGUAUGGAAAAGACUUUCAUUUCAUCCAGGCCAACAAGGUCAGAACGCGGUCAGUCGGGGACUGUGUGGCUUUUUAUUACAUGUGGAAGAAGUCUGAGCGGUACGAUUUCUUUGCACAACAAACUAGACUUGGUAAAAGGAAAUACAACCUUCACCCCGGAGUGACGGAUUACAUGGACAGACUGCUGGAUGAGACAGAAAGCACUACAUCCAGUCGAGCAACCACGCCCUUACCUGCCCCUUCUAGUAGCAGCACCAGCCAAUCAGAGCGAGAGGAUAUUAGCGGUCACAACGGACUCAACAGUCAUAGCUCCAGUGCAGAAUCCACACAAACACUAAGCAGUAUGAACGAGAUGAAGAGCGAGUCCCUUCAUUCGAACGGAGCGGACAGCGUACCCACAGAUCAUCCGGACUCUAAUGGCUGUAAACUUACAGACGCUCUUAACGUGGACACUAACGGCUCUGUGAAACGCCAGCAGGACUGCCAGUCUCCCGACAGGCCGACUAAAAAGUGCCGGACAGAAUUAGACACGCCGGUCCAGGUUGAGAUGGACGCUUCCAGAGCGAAGGAAGAUUAAACGAGACCAAAGUAGAAAGCGGGGAGACGGGACAGCGCUGUGACCCCCAUCAAACCCUAAACCCAAAGCCAAGCUGCUCCACAAACACCACUCUUCAGCUCCAACUCUAGUUUUUUCACAAAACUAUUUUACAGAGAAAUGUAUAUUCUUUUUGUAACGGAUUUUGUCUGAUAUUUUUGUACUGACAAGAUAUUUAUAUUUUUAUUAGGACGUUUUGACAAUAUGCUGUAAAAGCCAUUAUGCAUUAUUCAUAAGGAUGAUUGUUGUUAGGCGUGGCCUCCUGCCUUGAGGGCGGGGUCAGUGUGCGUCUCCAUGCACAUCAAGCUGCAUUUUUGUCCUGUGCUUGACGGAGGUGUAUGGUACGCCCUUAACAGCUGGUGUAGAAAUAAAUAAGAUGAUAGAUUCACUCCCAA
This is a messenger RNA of Misgurnus anguillicaudatus (oriental weatherfish), 2368 nucleotides long. It is a transcript of the gene mier1b, whose product is annotated as mesoderm induction early response 1b, transcriptional regulator. Gene Ontology annotation, biological process: negative regulation of transcription by RNA polymerase II. NCBI's taxonomy places the organism in Eukaryota, Metazoa, Chordata, Actinopteri, Cypriniformes, Cobitidae. Gene Ontology annotation, cellular component: nucleoplasm. Gene Ontology annotation, molecular function: transcription corepressor activity; histone deacetylase binding. The record is from RefSeq and is a predicted model, not a curated record.